This is a messenger RNA of Vitis vinifera (wine grape), 744 nucleotides long. RefSeq names its product ankyrin repeat-containing protein BDA1-like. Lineage: Eukaryota; Viridiplantae; Streptophyta; Magnoliopsida; Vitales; Vitaceae. The transcript is spliced from 2 exons. The record is from RefSeq and is a predicted model, not a curated record. Gene Ontology annotation, molecular function: protein phosphatase regulator activity; protein phosphatase 1 binding. Gene Ontology annotation, cellular component: plasma membrane. The coding region runs from base 1 to 744 and encodes 247 amino acids.
AUGGGAGACAAGAGCGCUGUGGAAGAGUUACUGAAUCGAAACACGUCCCUUCUCACUGAGAAGAACAUCAAAGGCAACACCCCACUGCACUUGACAGCUCGUAUUAGCCAUGUUGAUGUUGUAGAAUUUCUCAUCUACCAUGCUGAGAAGUUAGACGUUGAAAAUGGAGGAGUAUAUGAGGUAAUUAGUAUGAGAAAUAUGAAAGACGACACGCCAUUGCAUGAAGCUGUUAGAGAUACUGUACAAAUUCUACUGGAGAAAAAGCCAGAACUGAACUAUGAGAAAGACAGUUAUGGGAGAACUCCCCUUCACUAUGCUGUAGCCUCCUCCGGUUUCCUUGUGUGGAUAGUCUGCGGUCAUUUGCUAAAACGAGACUCUUCCAUUGCGCUUCUCCAAGAUCACUAUCAAGCAACCCCUGCCCACUUGGUUGCGGAAUGUGGCAGAAGAAAGGCUUUGAUCACAAUUCUCAACGCCUGCCCUCAUUCAGUUGAGCUACUCAACCAACAGAGACAAAAUAUCCUUCAUGUAGCAGCACAAAAUGGGUCCGUUAUCGUGGUUAAAUGUAUUCUGAGUUUGGGGGAGGCAGAUGACCUGAUCAAUGAGCCGGAUAAGGAUGGAAACACACCCUUGCAUCUUGCUGCCAUGAACUUCCAUUCCAGUGUGGUUCGUUGUCUUGCUUUGACAAGAAAGGUGGACAUCAAGGCCAUCAACAAUGAUGGUAAAACCGCUCUCGACGUAGCUUAG